This is a messenger RNA of Dibothriocephalus latus, 216 nucleotides long. The record is from the annotation of a GenBank genome assembly. Lineage: Eukaryota; Metazoa; Platyhelminthes; Cestoda; Diphyllobothriidea; Diphyllobothriidae.
AUGAACAAAAUAAACAACCUUCACUGUGUGUUAGAUCCCAAACUCAAGUUUUGGUCUUCGCAUUUCAUCAGAUCUGCAAUCUACUGCGACGCAUUUGCUGCGACCGCCACUGAAGGUGUCUUUGUGUACGCCCUGGAGACGGCAGGACUGGGUUCCAGCCUCCUAGGCGGCGUGCAGAACUGGCUCUUCGAUGCUAGUGCUGCGGACGAGGAGACC